Bursaphelenchus okinawaensis is the source of this 1635-nucleotide messenger RNA. The record is from the annotation of a GenBank genome assembly. NCBI's taxonomy places the organism in Eukaryota, Metazoa, Nematoda, Chromadorea, Rhabditida, Aphelenchoididae.
AUGUACUGUUCAACGCUAACUCAGCCGGUCCUCAAGAACGCAGGUUCAUGUCGGUUUCUCCAUCGCUCUUCGUGCACGGCUACACGUUCUCGGACGAGUACGGACGCGAUUCUGAGGGCCAACGAACGAUCUGUUAUACUGGAUGAUCAAGCCGUGGUCAAAGUAGACGUGAGUCAACUCGCUGCCAAUCGACCAGUCGAAGAUUUCUUCUCUGCCGUAAAGUGCCUUUCUUCUAAUGCUCAUCUGUUUGGAGUUUUUGAUGGCCAUGGAGGAGCUUCGUGUGCAAGACAUGUUUCUACACGGUUAUUCGACUAUAUCUGCGCUUCUGUCCUCGAGAAACAUACGCUGGCUCAAAUACCGUUGAACGAGAGAAUACAACACUUGUUUUCUAGUGCUGAUCCUCGACUUCCGUCUUUUGUUAGAGAUGUUCAUGACUUUAACGUCCGCGAAUUCAACGAAAGGUAGGUAUUAUACUUAUGAUUGAUAUAUUUUCUUUAGGUUUCGUCGUCACGAAGAUAUGUCUACAGUUCGAAAAGCUCUACAGCUAGCAUUUACACGUCUUGACUCAGACGUUUGUAACGGUGCUUUACCAGACUCUAGGGGGCGGGUCUGUAGGUAUGUUAUUACCUAAAUUUACUUAACUGUUUAGAAUGAGCGUUAACGUCGCUACUUCGGGGUCGUGUGCCAUAUUAACGCAUAUCAGAAGGGGCCAUCUGCAUGUAGCCAAUGCUGGAGAUUGUGCUGCGGUUCUGGGUGUAAUGAACAACGGACAUCUAGUGGCCCGACAGUUGUCGAAGCCUCAUACUAUAGAUAACAUUGACGAAAGUAACCGAGUAAGGUCCCAACAUCCAGUAUCAGAAAGGGCUACGAUAUUGAAAGGUAAGGCAGAUUGCAACUAUGACAAUUUGAAUUAAGUUAUUAAUGAGUUUUAGGUAAUAAUAAUUUGAGUUACCUGAUUAUGUUUUUACCAGUAUAGUAUAAGUUGUUUUUAGGGGGUCGAUUACUUGGAGAACUGUACCCGCUUCGUGCUUUUGGAGACAUUAGGUACAAGUGGCCAUUAGAAUUACAAAAGGUUGUGCUUGAACCGUUAGGAAUGACUCCACCUAAUGCUCUAAACAGCCCUCCAUAUUUAACAGCUCAACCUGAAGUUUUCUACCACAAGUUAACCCCGAAUGACAAGUUCUUGGUGAUCGCCAGCGACGGACUUUGGGAAUGGCUGGACCCUGAUACCAUAGUAAGGCUGGUUCGCGAUCACACUUUAGGAACACAAACGCUUAGUCAUUAUCAGCCUUCGCCAGAGAAAACUUUAGGAGAGGUCAGUUUACUUUCAAAUCCAAACGUAUUUUUAACAAGUUUUAAUAAACAAUAAUAAGUUAAUUACAGAUAGUGGAAGACAUCGAAAUCCGGAAAGAAGGGUCGAUCAAAAAGCCACUCGAUGACAACAGUGCCACGCAUAUCAUAAGAAACGCCUUAGGUGGCUGUUCCGGCGGGACAGACCAACAAUACUCUAGACUGCAGGAAAGUCUCCAGCUUCCUCCUGGGAUGGCUAGGAACUACAGAGAUGACAUUACUGUUAUUGUUGUACAUUUCAGCGAAGAUUAUUUACAGAUUAAUGCAGAGUCCGAUGAAGGAUAA